GGUGAAAUUCACAGAGUGAGGUCAGAUGGAGCCAACAGGACAGUUUUUGCUCCAGCAGCUGUUAUUGGUGCUCCUAUUGGUCUGGCACUGGACUGGAUAUCUGCUAACCUGUAUUACAGUAACCCAGGGACACAGUCAAUUGAGGUCCUGAAGUUGCAUGGUGACAUAAUGUACAGGAAAACACUGAUUACCAAUGAUGGCACUUCUCUGGGAGCUGGCACGCCGAUUGGUUUGACAGUUGAUCCAGCAAGAGGGAAGCUGUACUGGACAGACCAGGGAACUGAUAGUGGAGUCCCAGCAAAGAUUGCCAGUGCAAGCAUGGAUGGAUCAGGCAUACAAACCCUCUUCACUGGCAACCUUGACCAUGUAGAGUUCAUUACCAUUGACAUUAAGGAACAAAAGUUGUACUGGGCUGUCACAAGCACAGGAGUGAUUGAGAAAGGCAAUGUGGAUGGUACAAGUCGUGUGACUCUGGUGGUUCACCUUUCUCAUCCAUGGGGAAUUGCUGUGUAUGAUACCUUUCUGUACUAUACUGAUCGAGAUUAUGAAGUUAUUGAACGAGUUGACAAGUCCACUGGAGCAAACAAAGUAGUACUGAGAGAUAAUGUCCCAAGACUGAAGUGCCUUCGUGUAUAUUACAGAGACAAUUCUGCUGGUUCCUCAAAUGGCUGCAGUAAUAAUAUUGGAAUUUGCCAGCAGCUUUGUCUGCCUGUACCUGGUGGAUUGUUCUCCUGUGCUUGUGCUACUGGCUUUCAGCUAAAUCCUGAUAACAGAACCUGUUCUCCCUACAGUUCAUUUGUAAUUGUUUCUAUGCUUUCUGCAAUUAAAGGAUUUAGUUUAGAGUCAUCUGAUCACUCUGAAGCCAUGGUUCCACUGGCAGGAAGAGGACGAAAUGCGCUUCACGUGGAUGUUCACAUGCCUUCUGGUUUCAUUUACUGGUGUGACUUCAGUAGCACAAUUUCUUCUCAGAAUGCAAUACGUAAAAUUAAACCUGAUGGUUCUUAUUUUAGAAAUGUUGUUACAAAUGGAAUAGGACGAAAUGGGAUCCGUGGCAUUGCAAUUGACUGGGUAGCAGGAAAUCUUUAUUUUACAAAUGCAUUCCUGACAGAGACUUUUGUAGAAGUUCUGCGUUUAAACACAACUUAUCGCCGUGUUCUGCUUAAAACUACCAUAGAUAUGCCAAGGCACAUAGUAGUCGACCCAAAAAACAGAUAUCUGUUCUGGGCAGAUUAUGGGCAAAAUCCGAAGAUCGAACGUGCAUUUCUUGACUGCACCAACAGAACAGUUCUUGUGUCUGAGGGCAUUGUCACACCUCGUGGGUUGGCCAUAGAUCACAGCAAUGGCUACAUUUACUGGGUGGAUGAUUCCUUAGAUAUGAUUGCAAGAAUUCAGCCUGAUGGUGGUGAUGUUGAAAUUGUGCGUUAUGGCAGUCGCUAUCCAACUCCAUAUGGUAUCACUGUCUUUGGAAAUUCUAUGAUCUGGGUGGAUCGGAACCUGAAAAAAAUCUUCCAAGCCAGCAAGGAGCCAGGCAAUACUGAUCAGCCAACAGUAAUACGAGACAACAUUAAUUGGCUAAGGGAUGUUACCAUCUACAACAGUCAUUUCCAGUCACGUUCACCCCUUGAUGUCAACAACAAUCCUUGUUUGGACAACAAUGGAGGCUGUUCUCAUCUGUGUUUUGCCUUGCCUGACAUGCAGACACCCAAAUGUGGUUGUGCCUUUGGAACACUAGGCAAUGAUGGCAAGAGGUGUUCCAUUUCAACUGAUGAUUACCUGAUUUUUGCUCUUGAGAAUGCCCUCAGAAGUAUCCACCUAGAUCCUGAAAAUCACAGUCCUCCCUUCCGCACAGUGAAUGUGUUAAGAACUGCAGUGGCCCUGGAUUUUGACAGCAUAAACAACCGAAUAUAUUUUACACAAAGUUAUCCUUCAGGGACAGGAAGAAUCAGUUAUGUUAGUAUACACUCAGGAAUUGGCUCUCCAACAGUAGUUGCAUCUGACCUGGGCACUCCAGAUGGCAUAGCCUUUGACUGGAUCAACAACAGAGUUUACUACAGUGACUACCUCAAUCAGACUAUCAGCUCAAUGGCUGUGGAUGGAUCUAACCGCACAGUGAUUGCCCGGGUUCCACGACCAAGAGCCAUUGUAUUAGAUCCCUGCAGGGGGUAUAUGUACUGGACUGACUGGAGUUCAAAUGCAAAGAUAGAACGAGCUACACUUGGAGGAAACUUCAGAACACCUAUUGUGAGCACCAAUUUGGUAUGGCCAAAUGGGCUUACCCUGGACUAUGAAGAACAGCAGCUAUACUGGGCUGAUGCAAAUCUGCAGAAGAUUGAGCGAUGCACUCUCACUGGUACAAAUCGUGAGUUAAUUGUUAGCACUGCUCUGCAUCCAUUUGCAAUGACAUUGUUUGAUCAGCACAUAUAUUGGACAGACUGGAACACACGAAGCAUUUACCGAGCUAAUAAGUAUGAUGGUUCAGAUCAGAUUGUAAUGAUCACGAAUCUUCCACAAAGACCGAUGGAUAUUCAUGUCUGGGCAAAAAGUAAGCAGCAGCAAUGUACCAACCCUUGCAACCAGUUCAAUGGUGGCUGCAGUCACAUCUGUGCACCAGUGUUACAGCUGUGA
This is a messenger RNA of Fulmarus glacialis (Northern fulmar), 2625 nucleotides long. Its product is annotated as low-density lipoprotein receptor-related protein 2-like. The record is from RefSeq and is a predicted model, not a curated record. The transcript has 11 exons. The annotation marks the transcript as partial. NCBI's taxonomy places the organism in Eukaryota, Metazoa, Chordata, Aves, Procellariiformes, Procellariidae.